Messenger RNA from Polistes dominula (European paper wasp), 833 nucleotides. It is a transcript of the gene Tpx-4, whose product is annotated as thioredoxin peroxidase 4. Gene Ontology annotation, biological process: cell redox homeostasis; cellular oxidant detoxification. Gene Ontology annotation, molecular function: peroxiredoxin activity. Gene Ontology annotation, cellular component: cytosol; mitochondrion. The record is from RefSeq and is a predicted model, not a curated record. Lineage: Eukaryota; Metazoa; Arthropoda; Insecta; Hymenoptera; Vespidae.
AUGACGAUAAGAGAAUUUAAAUAGUGGUUUGGUUCUCUCAUCGCAUCAGUCUGUAUUCAAGAGUCUUUCAGAGUACACAUUUAUCUUCGGUGAUAAAAUUUGAUUUCUUCAACAUGAGAUUAAACUCCGUUAUUCCAAAUUUCAAAGCCGAGACCACUCAAGGUCCAAUUGAUUUUUACGAAUGGCAAGGCAAUUCAUGGGUAGUUCUCUUCUCUCAUCCUGCCGAUUUUACACCAGUAUGUACGACCGAAUUGGGUCGUAUUGCUGUUCAUCAGCCACAUUUUGAACGUCGUAAUGCUAAACUUUUGGCUCAUUCUGUAGACAAGCUUAAAGAUCAUGUCGAUUGGGUGAACGAUAUCAAAUCUUAUUGUCGCGAUAUUCCCGGAGCAUUCCCGUAUCCGAUAAUCGCUGAUGCAGAUAGAACUUUAGCAGUACAACUCGAUAUGAUAGACGAGGACAGUAAAGAUGAUCCGGACACUGCUCAAACUGUUCGUGCACUUUAUAUAAUAAGUCCUGAUCACCGAUUACGUUUGUCAAUGCAUUAUCCAACUUCUACUGGACGUAAUGUCGAUGAAAUAUUACGUGUGAUUGACUCUCUACAAUUGGUCGAUAAAAAACCAGAAGUUGCAACGCCAGCCAAUUGGACCCCUGGUGAAAAAGUCAUGAUCCUUCCUACCGUAAAAGAUGAAGAUUUACCUAAACUAUUCCCGAAAGGAGUCGACAAGGUUUCCAUGCCGUCAGGCAAAGUUUACGUUCGUACAACUACAGAUUAUUAAAAUAUUAAAAUGAUAAUAUAUAUAUAAUAAUGAUUAUAUACGUGCCAUUCUUUUGUU